Messenger RNA from Anopheles stephensi (Asian malaria mosquito), 1845 nucleotides. RefSeq lists its product as uncharacterized. The record is from RefSeq and is a predicted model, not a curated record. Bases 769 to 1623 code for a protein of 284 amino acids. The transcript has 2 exons. Gene Ontology annotation, molecular function: acyltransferase activity, transferring groups other than amino-acyl groups. Lineage: Eukaryota; Metazoa; Arthropoda; Insecta; Diptera; Culicidae.
UCUGUGACUUAGUUUUUUUUUACCCGUAGUAAAGUAGUCAGCCUUACGUACGGGGAGGUGGUCUGGAUGGGAUUUGAACCCCGGCCCUGCCGUGUGAAGACUGGCGCCGCUGUCGCCUCGGCCACCGGACCCCCCCAAGAAAGAUCUCAGAACACUAGCCAUCAAAUAUGAAAGUUAUUAGAUAACUGGCCUAUUUUAUUUAAAGUUGAAGUUGAAGAAUUUCUAUUUAAUUUUCAUUGGAGAAAUAGUGUUUAGAAAGCUUCAUGAAAUAUUCAGCAUCACGACCAACUUUGUCUUCUUUGACUCUACAAAGUCUUCUAAAAGAGUCGCUCUCUGCCAGUCCUACAAAUGAGAAGGCGCUUCGAUCUGGAUUCGUGCCUCGGUGCUGUUGUGUGAAGCCCAAUUUACCACCGGGUGGCCCCAUUAGAUUUAUCAGCAGAUAAACAUAGAGAGCUUCCUGAUAGAUUAUGUUUCUAGAAGCAUUGAGCACGCUCGGCAUUUAUCUCUCCAUACAGCAUACAGUCAGCAAGAAUCUGUUUGCUCUCAACCAAAUAUUUACCUUGUUCACAAGGUUAUCUUAUCUUUAUCUCACUCUCUAAUCUACUUGUACGAUGAUUUUCCGAUGAAUGUGGGACAUGACAAGUGUUUCGAAAAGAAUAAGGAAUAAGUCUGAGAUCCCAUCCCCAAAAACCUGGCUUGUAGUUCAGUGACAGUUUCAUUCUGCAUCUAAAGAUAGUUUGAGUCAGUACCGUGUGUUGCGUCCCGAAGAUGAACGACGAUCAGCUAGUUCCCAUACCGGUCGAAAGUCUACAAGAUCUACAGCAAAUGUACCGUCGGGAUUGGCCUCGGCAUGAGAUUAUAUACAACUGGCUUCAGAACUACAUCGAAUGGUUACGGAUCGAUAGAAAACUGAAAGAUUUUUCUGCCUUUUCGCUCAACGACACAUGGCGAGCGAACGGUACGUUCGUAAUACAGGACCGUUAUCAGCUGCUGUUUCACACGCUCGAACACACCAACGACACUCUAACUCGUGCCUUGCAUCUAGUAGACUGGGACUAUUCAUGGAAGAUAUCCGGUUGCUACCCUCGUCAUCGCUCAUCCAUGCUUGAAAUUAUCGAAAAGCAUCGCCUACAGCUCCAGUACGAUUUCUUCACCGAAAUACUGCAUAUGAGCAGGGAAAAGGCACUCCAGCUCGAUGUCACCAUCCCGCACGAACUACAACUUCGCACAUUAACCAUCGAGGACGCUGUGAAGGCAAACUCGCUCUGGCCCAACGGAGCCGUUGGAUCGGAGUUUCUGCUCAAACGUCUCGCUCUGUGGAACCCUAGCGUGGGACUGUUCGAUAAGGCUUCGGGCGAAAUGGUGGCAUGGUGCUUUCGAUUACAGUCCGGGGCGCAUGGAGUACUCGAGGUUCCCGUGAAUCACAGACGCAAAGGUUAUGGUACGAUCGUUACCAAAGCGCUGGCCAGAAAGCUAGCCGAACUGGACUUCAAUUCGUACGCCUUCGUGCAAAACGAAAACAACCCAUCGCGAGAAAUGUUUCAGAAGCUCGGGUUCGAAAACAUCGGUACCCUGCACUGGACUCGCAACGAGCCACGAAAGCUCGUCGAAUGGGAUCGGUAACAAAAACAGCUGUCUACAUCAGCUGAGCUAAGCCGAACAGCCCCUUUACGACACUGUAUCGCUUCUAGCCGAAAACCUCCCAUUCCCUCGCUUCGCCAGUUCCCCACCGGUUCCGCCUGACGCGAAAGCAUACGAAAUGAUGUAGUAAUCUUAUCAGCCCUGCACAAGACCUCAUCGCUAAAAUAAACGAUGUGUACCAACACCUACCUCAAAACAGCCUAA